Messenger RNA from Nylanderia fulva, 1089 nucleotides. The record is from RefSeq and is a predicted model, not a curated record. NCBI's taxonomy places the organism in Eukaryota, Metazoa, Arthropoda, Insecta, Hymenoptera, Formicidae.
AUGCAGUCUCGUAACUUUUGGUUGCAUAUGAUUCAAGCAGAGGUGUUCAAGCAAGAACUUUACUUACUCAAGUCAAACAAGAGGUUAUCAAGAAACAGCGCUCUGAUAUCAUUAAAUCCAUUCCUAGACGCAAAUGGUCUACUCCGCGUUGGCGGAAGAUUGGAGCAUUCUCAUCUACCAUUUCAAUCCAAACAUCCAGUUCUACUAGCUGAUCAUCCAAUUACUACAAUGCUCAUUCGCUACACGCACAUAGCCUCGCUGCACGCCGGUCUUCAGUCUACCCUGUCUAAAAUUCGCCAAGAAUUUUGGAUUAUAAAAUCUAGGCCUUUAGUUAAAUCAGUUAUCUACAGGUGCGUUCGAUGCACGCGAGAAAGAGCUCAGGUAGCCAAUCAGUUAAUGGGUCAACUCCCAUCAACUCGAGUCUCAACGCCAACGAGGGCGUUUUUGCACAGCGGCAUCGAUUAUGCCGGUCCAGUGCUCAUUCGAGCCUCUGCUGGUCGAGGAAUCACCUCACGAAAGGCUUACAUAGCCGUUUUCAUAUGUUUGGCAACUCGAGCCAUUCAUCUCGAGUUGGUCAGCGAUUAUUCAACGCCAGCAUUUUUGAACGCAUUUCAACGAUUUUGCGCCAGACGAGGCUUGCCAGCAGUUAUGUAUUCGGAUAACGGUACAACAUUCACAGGAGCCGAUAAAGAGCUAUCCCGCGCGUAUCGGGAUGCUCAACGCAAUACGGAUUUUCUCAAUUUAAUCGCAACAGAUAGGAUCACUUGGAGUUUCAUCCCGCCUCAUGCUCCUCAUUUUGGAGGACUAUGGGAGGCAGGAGUGAAGAGUGUCAAACACCACCUUCGUCGAAUUGUAAGCUCACACGCAUUGACAUUUGAGGAGUUCACGACAGUGUUGUGCAAAAUUGAGGCUAUCCUCAACUCAAGGCCGCUUUCUCCACUCAAUGAUACUCCAGAUGACUACGAGUUCCUGACCCCAGGUCACCUUUUGAUUGGGACUGCCAUUACUACGAAUCCGGAACCUUCCGUUCUACAAUUGAACGAAAACAGAUUGUCGCGAUGGAAUGACGCCUAUCGUAUUCGGCUGUAA